GCGGCCUAAGGCGCCCCGUUCGGUUCCCGCACACGAUUAUAAAAAUAAUAUCAGUGUGCCGCGCUUGUCGCUAGAUACCCUUGUACUACACUGCGAGAGAGGAGGCACACGCUGUCGUUGUCACACGGUGUUGCAGCGCUACGGGGUUCGUUACACGGCAAAAUUUUCACAUUCGGAUUCAAAAUUAAAACUCGAUUUCCUUACACGUUCCAAAGAAGAAGUUGAAUAAGAGAGGAGAUAUAACCGAUACUAAGACCAGGAUUAUUGAUAAAUAAUAAUAACAACGAUAAUCCUCACGAUAAUAUACUAAUAUAAUGAUAAAGCGAAGCGAAAGAAGAUAAAAAAAAAAAUAAAAAGAAAAAUAAAAAGAAAAAGAAAAAAAAAACGAAGUGAACACGACACGAAAAUAAUAAUGAUAACGAUAAUGAAAAAUUAAUUUCAUCAUCGGGGCUGAAGAAGGAAGAACGAGUGAAGGAUUAAUAAACGAUAAUAAUAACAAUAAUGAUAAUAAGAAGAAGGAAAUUAAUAGUGGAAUAAAAAAGAGCGAAAGCUAAAUAAGGAAAUACGAGAGGUGUACGUGCCCAUACGUAACAACAUCGCAUACGUCAGAUUAUACAUAUAUAUAUAUAUAUAUAAUACGAAUAUCGUUGCAACGGCGAGUGCUGGCGAUUACAAUACUAUUUCUGGAGUAAAAUUAAUAAGGAGAAUCGACGCGUUGUACGCGCCCGCGAGUGAGAGAGUAAGCCACCCCUGUGUAGAAAAACUUGGUACGUGUUGGGUCGUGUACGCGUACGUAUACACACACGGUUAGAGGAGACACGUAGACGCACUCGCGCGCACACACACGGAGUUUAUACGCACUCGCGGCACUUACACACGCAUCCGCGAAGAAGAGAGGAGAAGAGACACGCGCGCAGCCGGGGCAUACACGGACGCGGCGACGUUGCUCUGGAUUUAUUAUUUGGUGGUUCGAGGAAAUAAGCGGUGCCGCGGGACCCCGCAAGAACCCAGUGAAGUUUCCGUCGUUGAACCCGCAGUGCUCUCGCGAUAUCGGCGACAAACCACCAUUUUGGCUCGGUCCCCGCUCGCAACGGCUCUACCGACGCACCGCUGCAAGGCUACCGCGUAUACCUCGCCGCACGGCUACCGCGAUCUCAUGGAUUAUUAGCCGUCGACCCAUUUGACCAUUAGCCGUUCGCUGCCCUCGCCGUACAUAAGUGUAACAACUUACACUACCGAUCGCAACGCUAAGGACCAGCCGUUACGCGGUGCAGCUGCCGCUUCUUCUUCUACACAACGCCGAUAUCCGAUCCAACACGUGAACCCCGAAGCGGGUGACGAUUCGGGAACGAUAUCGUACACCAUCCGAACAAGCACCGGGGAUCGUUGCGGCAUAACCGCGAUCCCGCCACUUCCUACCGCCGAGAAUUUCGGGGAGCCCGAGAGGAAGAGGCGAACGCUGCGGGGAAAGGGAGGCCGAGAAAGUGGAAGCGGAAGAUACGUCGCGCUCGCUGGCGUGCAUCCCUUGUAUCGGUGGGCACAGUCCCUGGGCGAUCGUGGAUCCCGCGCGCGAGGUCCUUCGUCCUCGAUACAUCGUAAAACAACGCGUCGUUGUGCGGUGCGGUGCGGCGCGCGAGUCUCGUAUCUCAUGAUACCUUCCCAUACGUUUUCGUCGCAGUGCGAGGUGUCGUUGAAACGCCCUGUAUCGUCGUAAUAUCGUUCGAAAUUAAAUUUUGAAACGCGAGCAACGUCAAGGCUGCAGCAAGAACCGAUUUCCCAUCCGACCCGGCGAUAUUAACCCAGGAGGGAAAAAAGUGAAAAAACAAAAAAAAAAUAAAACGCGCGCAUAUAUUCAUACACGCAUAUACCUAUCGUCACCGAGAGUUCGUACGUGUAUGUGUAUGUGUAUAUGUACGUAGAUGUUAUGUAAAAUUGCAUAGUGAUCGAGAGAGAAGAAUAACUGAUCUAAAAACCGACGACUACCUCCUCAAUUCAUAACCCUCACCCCGUUAUUCAUGUUCCCAUUUCAUUCGAUUUUCCCUCAAGAGAGACUCGAUACGAUACAGGGUAAAUCGUACACGUAAGAGAAGUAACGAUACCGGGCGAAGGAUACCCGCAAUCACGGUGGAGAGAAGGAUCGAAAACGUCAAGUGUUUAAAGAGAGUCAACGAUACCGAAAUUUUCUUCGUUAUAUUAUCGUUGCCCUGAUUCGAAACUGCCCCCACAUCUCGCAACCGAUACGCCAUCGUCAAAUUUUUUUUCAAACAAAGCAAAAUUCAUUAACUUCUUGCUCCGAUCUUCGACAAAAAAAAUAAUUCACGGUCGACCGAUUUAAACAAAAUUGUGUAGUGUUUUUAGUUUUCAGUUAAUCGCUACUAAGAGUAAAAAUUAAAAUAAAAAUUAAUUUAAAUCCAGUGUGUGCCAGUGUAUAUUCUACCUCAAAGUUAGCAGCAGCUAGCGAAAACUUAUCAAUUAAGAUAUAUAAAGUAUAUAUAUAUAUAUUUAAAACAGAUAUAUAUACACAUUAAAAAGAAAAAAAAAAAGAAAGAAAAAAACACAAAAAGAAAUAUAUAUAUAUAUUAUAUAUAUUGAGAAAGUUACUACUACUGUAAAUAAUAUUGUUUCGUGUAAACUAUAUAAAUAUUAGCGAAGCGAGCCAUUAUGUCUAUGGAUAAAUUUGGAGACUCGGGGAUGCUUCAGAAGGAGAUGGAGAGAUUGGAUAUCGAGGAUCGCAACGGCGAUGGUCAAAGCGCCAGUUCCGGGGGUAAAAUCGUGGUCAGCAAUCUGCCUCCCCACGCCAGGUUCGAGGACGUCGAACCGCUCCUGACUACCUACGGACUGGUUCAAAACGUCGAAAAACUUUCCUCGCGAGAUCCGAACACUCAGACGUUGCUGGUCAGCUAUGAGACGCAGGAACAAGCGCAACAGGCGGUGAAUAACUUGAAUGGGUACGAGUACGAGGGCAACCCCUUGAAAGCAGAGAUGUCGAGCGCCGAGAGUCGGCGGCGAGGGCGAAGCCAGCGCGGCGGAGUCGCGUUCUCAGGGUUGCCCGGUUCCGGUCGUCAGACCGACUUCCCUCUUCGUAUUCUCGUACAAUCCGACAUGGUGGGUGCGAUAAUCGGACGACAGGGAUCGACCAUACGUCAGAUAACUCAGAUGACUCGCGCCCGCGUCGACGUACACAGAAAGGACAACGUUGGCUCGCUAGAGAAGGCGAUUACCAUUUACGGUAACCCGGAGAACUGCACGAACGCAUGUAAGAAAAUACUGGAGGUCAUGCAGCAGGAGGCCAACAACACGAACAAGGGCGAAAUUACCCUGAAGAUCCUAGCGCACAACAAUCUAAUCGGACGCAUUAUCGGUAAGGGGGGUAACACCAUAAAGCGAAUCAUGCAGGAUACGGACUCCAAGAUUACAGUCAGCAGUAUCAACGAUAUCAACAGUUUCAAUCUCGAACGCAUCAUAACCGUCAAGGGCACGAUCGACAACAUGAGCAAGGCCGAGUCGAUGAUCUCCAGCAAACUCCGUCACAGUUACGAGAACGAUGUACAGGCCAUGGCUCCCCAAACCAUGAUGUUCCCCGGGCUGCACCCGAUGGCGAUGAUGUCCACUGCGGGAAUGGGAUACAGUUCGCGUGGUCCUGGUCUGUACGGAUCGGGCCCAGCGCCGUAUCCUUAUCAGGGGAGCCUGCCGGCCCAACAAGGCGGCGUACUGACCGGUGACACCCAGGAAACAACCUUCUUGUACAUUCCCAACAAUAGCGUCGGCGCUAUCAUCGGCACCAAGGGUUCCCAUAUCAGAAACAUCAUAAGAUUCUCGGGUGCCAGCGUUAAAAUUGCACCGCUUGAACAGGACAAGCCUGCCGAUCAACAGACCGAGAGAAAAGUAACGAUCGUCGGAUCGCCGGAAUCACAGUGGAAGGCUCAGUGUUUAAUCUUCGAAAAAAUGAGGGAGGAGGGCUUCGUAGCCAGCACGGAGGACGUCAGGUUGACGAUCGGAAUCCUGGUUCCCAGUGCUCAAGUCGGUCGCAUAAUCGGCAAGGGCGGUCAGAAUGUCCGGGAUUUGCAGCGAGUCACGGGAAGCGUCAUAAAACUCUCGGAACAACAAGCGACACCCCCACAGGCUGACGAAGAGACGACGGUCCACAUCAUCGGAGCUUUCUUCUCUGUUCAGUCGGCACAAAGGAGAAUUCGUGCCAUGGUGCUGCAGUCCGGCACACCGGGUAGCGGAACACCAGGACCAGGUCCGACAGGUGGGCCACGCGCUGGUCGCGGAGGUAGCCAAGACGGUAGCUCUCGUACCCGACGUGACGGUAGCGCGACGUCCCAGGGUGGAACCUCCCAGCAGCGAUCGUCAUCCCCCGGAAGCCAACAACAGCAACAACCGCAGCAACAGCAGCAACAGCCGCAGCAACCACAACAACAACCGCAACAACAACAGCAACAACAACCGCCACAGAAUCAGUAACGUUGAAGUUAACUACCCGAUGCCAACAAAAACGCCUCAGAAAAUCCAUUUCUCCUCGCACGGGGCGCGAUUACUUACCAAUUUGAAAUUCACCUCCGAUUACGGUAUAAUAUAAAAUUCAUCAAUGGUAUCUAUCUGUAUAGAUGCGAGCACUCUCACUGUUGCAGUCGAUCUCGAAGUCCGCACACGAGCAAAAAUACGAGCACCAUUAUUACGCACUUAUGUCCAACCGAACGAUUUAUAAUUAGCGUAAUAAUGGAAGGCUGCCGUUAUCUUUACUCGUGAAGAUUAUUCCUUUUCUCUCGAGAUACGAACAUACUAUGGAUAUAGGUAACGGGGAAUGACGAGACACGUGCAGAUCCUCUUCUUGUUUCCCCCCUCCGGACGUGUAACUGCCCUCGUCUUCAAUUUCUUUUCCUCUUCCCUGUCAUUUACGGUAGGGAUCGAUGCGGACGCGUGAACGGAAGAUUUCAAAAUGGUAACGUACUCGUCCCGACGACAAGAUAGGGAACGAUGAUGAUGAUCAUGAAACAUACACAACCUUAUUACCUCAUUCAUUACAAUUAGAGAUGAUAAAUAAUACGAUGAUGAAAUUAAUAAGAUAAAGACGAUUAUUACGUUGGAUGUGAAAAAAAAGAGGGUGACGUGACGAUGAAGAUUAAAAAUACGAAGGUGAACGUGAACGUAGAGAUUAUGCUAAAGAUGAGAAUCAAGUGAAAUGAUAUGAAAUGAUGAAAAACGUUAAUACGACUAUAAACUAAAAUCUACCUAAUAUUAAAAUUAUAAUAAUAAUAAUGAUAAUAAUAAUUAAAAAAAAAAAUAGUAAUAAUACUAAUAACACUAAUAAUAAAAAUAAUGUUAAUAAUAAUAUUGAUAAUGAUAAUAAUAUUCGUAAUAAUAAUAACCUAAAACAACAACAAUAAUAAUAUAGGGAGAAUUUCCGUCAACCGUGCAUAUUUAUGGGUAUGAAAUAGAUAUGCACAGAUGCAGAAAUACGAAUAGACCGAAUGGCGUACAUUAAAAUUAUCACACUAUAGGUAUAGGUAUAACACAUACAUGCGAAAAGCGUACAUAUAUUACCAUGUUAUGAUGGCUGUUUUGGCAAUGAUGAAGAGGACCUUUUUUCUAUUAUUUUUUUUUUUUCUAAUCUCAUUUUACGUUCACCCUCACCCUCCCCCAGCCCCGCUUUGCCGUUUUCCUGGAAAACCGCAGCAAACGAUCCUUCACUGACGGGAUGAAUACGAUAACCGAGAGUGUCGAUAUCAUGUUUAUCGAGGCUCCAACGCCAACUGCAACGGAUAUUGUCCAACCAAAAUCAGUUCACGUCAGAGAAGUAAAUCGGAAAGAAGUGUCAAUGUCCGAAUAGAAAAGGGGAUAAAAACGUUGAAGUGGUAAAAGUCGAAAAAGGAGUUUCGCGGGGGCGGCUGGUAUCCCUAGCACCAUACCAAAGAAGCGACAAAGAGUGGAUGACUUCGCCGGGCGAAGCGACCGCGUUGAAAAAGAAAAAAAACUAACCAUCGAGAGUGCGUACCGCGAGAUCAAGAGUUCCCGCAAAAGCAGCGGGUGAUCUCCGCACGUAAUCCGCGUGCGGAGACCGUCGCCAUUAUUCAUCCGCGACAGCGACGGCAACUCGGAAACUUUGAAGGGACCAGCGGGGGCGGUAUUGGAUGACGACAUCAGCGGCAGGGUUCAAGACAACGAAAAGGGGGAGGAAGUACGCGUGAAAUCCUCGUCGCGCACCCGCUGAUCGCUAAGCCGAAAAAAGAUCACGAGUGAUCGAGCGCAGUGGCACGCCUACGAGCUUCCAAAGACGAGAAAGUUCGAACGCUCGGGGUGAUUAGGGGUACGAUACGACUCCGUUGAAUGGCGUAAAUUCGACGAACGCGCAAAGCACCCCGGGUUGUCAUAUACCAACCGGAAGGCAUAGUGUCGUCAUCAUCGUAAGAACAUUGUGUUGAGGGAGGACUAUUUUAUGCUAUAACAUGUUUACCGCGCGCUCAGGUCAAUCUAUUACGAUUAUAUAUUAUUCGGAUAUGGAUGUGGAUAUAAAGAUGUAUCAAUUUAUGGAUGUUAUAGGUAUGGGGUGUCUGCGCUGCGGGUCUACACCUGAAUACAUAAAAUAUAGGAGAGGGAGAUAAACAAAACCGCUAAACUCUCUCAGGGAUUUUAUUUUACCACGAAUGUAAUAAGUGUGUGAGUGUGCUUGUGUUGAAUAAUACUAUUAAUGAUAAGUACGAUAUAUAUUACCGAUUAAGGAUAGGGACGCGGGGACGAGUUACCGUUUAGAAUCCGUUGGAUUUGCCCUACUUUCAAUAUCAAUGGCGAAACGGAGACGCAUAAGCCCGCUCGCGAUACGCGCAACGGAGAUCUUGAGAAUUGAAAACACAAAAUGUGAGAUGAACCGAGCGGGAUUUUAGGGGUCUGGAACUUUGUUUUUUUUUUUUCAUUUUUCACCGAGUUCCCCGCGUCGCGAGUUACACGAGGAACGCGAGUAGAAGUUGAUAAACAAUUGUGAAAGAAAAACGAGAAAACAAAAGAAACAAAUACAAGAAAAAAAUAAAAUAAACCAACAAAAAAAAAAAAAAUUUUGUUAAACUGGCGUCGUUCCCGAAACUCGGUGCGAGAUAUAAAUAAUGCGGCGUCAAAUGGGUGAUUUUUUGGCAAUUUCACCGAUUUCCAAAAACUCCUGCACCAAAUCGGACUGACGUACCACUUGUGGCCGACACUGCGGCUUUCGGAUUGGUCCUGGAAUAAAAUUCUUCUCGUCACCUGCGAAAAUGUUUUCAUCCAAAUUCGUCAGGGUUGUUUCGAGGGCCAACGGAACCGCACGAGGCACACGGCGGUACGCUCUUAGUACAAAGAAUAUAUAAUAUACGAGUUUAAGAAAAGGCAGAGGAGAUGUUGCGCGCGGGCGAGUUGAUUGGGGUAGAGUUUAGCGAUGAGCGUUACCCGGUAGUUCUCCGGGCAACGGGUGGUGCAUGCGGGUCUUCGAACGAUUCUCAAUUUUUGGUGUUACCAUCAACCUGCUCAUUUCCGGUACCCAUUGAGUCCGCGAGCUUCCGGGUGGCGCGUCACAGACAGGAAGGAGAUUUGAUUAAGUGAAAUUUUAUCGAAAAGAGAGAUAUGAGAAUUAAGAGAGAGGAAUAUGAAAAAAAAAUAUAAGUUUAUUUUUGAUACAUUGUUGGGGAGAUCUCUAAAUCUUUCUUUUUCCAUUAUUACUAUGAACUUUUUUUUUCCUUUCAUUCUUUAUUUUUUGUUAUUUUUUUUUUUCUGUUAGGUGUUUUAAAUAACUUAAUGAAUUUUAAAGAUAUUAAAGAGGGAAUAAGAAAACGAGGAAAAAUUUUAAUAUAAAUAAUAAAUAAGAAAAAAACAAAAAAAAAAAACAAAAAACAAAAAAGUAAAAUAAAUAAAAACAAAAAAACAAAGCGGAAUGAUAAAUUCGUGAAAAAUAUGGCACAUAGCCUUUUGCACUAUGUGGGAACAAAGGAGAUUUUUAGUCGGAUAAAUUGUAUAAUAUAUUUAAUAUAUAUUCGGAGGUAAAACUGGUGGUCGAUGGCCGGAUGGUGCAGGGUGUCCUUCUUUUAAAAAAAAUGGACGCCGUUUGGCACCCGCGCAACAAACCUAGCCGGGCUCGCAGUUUUAUGUGACCCGAUAGCUUGGAAAGCGUGGGUGCCACUCCCUUCCUCCCCUUUUCCCUUCCGUCGUCCACUUUGCUCCCCUUAUGAAUCGCUGCCUCGACCCCCGCUACCUCCAAAUUUAUUUAUCAAGCGUAAAUAUAAAAAGAAUGUUAAAAUAAAAGUUUCUAAAAAUAAAUACAGUGCCAAGGGACGAAAAUCACAGCUCGCAAAGUCAUGGAAAAAUCGGCCGGCACACACACCGUAUCAUUGCAGACAAGGCUCGCAACCAGACUGCAGCUUUUUUGAAACGUAGAAAAAAACAUAACGAAAAUCAACCGAAAAAAAAAAAAAAAACAUCAACAUUUACGCUAAUACAACAUGAUAACUUCUUAACCCUCCUUUUUCCAUGUCGCUGAUAUUCAAUUCUCCGUGAAACGUUUGAAAAUUUCAUGAACAUGAUUAGCUACACUAACUAAGCCCGAAAUUCUUGCUUUUCCCAUUCGAUAUUGACGUAAUCGUUACUAUCGCUUUGGAAUGAAAGUAAGAAGAUGAAAAAUUGAAAGCGAUGAAGGGAUGAAUUGUGGUUGAACUGGGAAACGAAUAUAUGACAAGUUGAGUAAAGAAAUUUUGAAAUGAAUUAAAAGAAUCAUAUGUACUCGAAAUUCAAAUUUCACCUUCUUUUGGACGUAUCUCCUGGAAAAAAAUCAAAAAUCGCAAGCAACAGCAAAAUUAGUGUAAACGAAAUUACAAAAAUCUGCCCCAUACAAUAAUAAUGAUUUCGUUUCGAAGAAGGCGUAAAAUCCUUUAAAUGAUGAUGAUGUAACUGUAAAUAUUGCUCGCUUAGUUCUCAAACUCAGAAGACAAAGGAAUUAAAAAUAAUGAAACUAAAAACGUAAGGAAACCCAAGACACCGAGUAACCAUCAAAGCUUCAUUAAAAUUAACAAGACAACAUGCAAAACAUACAACAAUAAAAAUCAUGGCAAGUGAAAGAAAAAAAAAUAAACACUAAAUCAACAAAAAGCAAACAAGAUCUUAAGAAAGACAUUUUCGGCUAAUUCCUCACCUUAGCAUUUUAGGAAGGAACGACAGACUCGAUAUAAAAAAAUGUACAAAUCAAAAAAAAAAGCAUAGAAAUUAUUAUAAUAUAAUAAUUUAAAAGAUUUUAAAAGUUAUAAAUUAUGAAAAAAAAAAAAAUGAAAAAUAAAGAUAAAGAUAAAUGAAUAAAAAUAAACGAAUAUGGUAUUAGGGUUAUACCAGACGAAUGUACAAACUUAAUUGCUAAAAAUCUAAAAGUUAGUAUCUAUAAUAUUUAAAGAUUUAACUAAGAAGAGAAGAAAUUAACGUACCGCAUUACGAUAGACUGUUCGGCGCGCGACGAUACGAGCGCCCAGGGUAAAGGGAAUAGUUGUUAAUACGAAAGAACAAACGAAAAAACAAAACUUAGUUUGUGACCUUGUAUCAGUUUUCAUGUAAAAUUUAUUCCGGGCCUCGAUGGUUUGCUAUACGUAAAAAGAAUUCUUUCCAACCACUCUUUAGACUCCGCGCGUAUGUAGAGUGCAAGCGUUGCACGAACCGAAACAGAUUUUUGGUCAAACCGAAGGAAAUGAGAAAAACAAUCGAUAACACACUGAUCGUUGGCAGUAAAUAAAAGUGAGCAAUCCUCUAUCAAUAGAAGAAGAGAUUCCGUUAAACAGGUGCGCGGUUCAAUCGGAAAAAUUGAAAUACGAAUUAGAUCGACAAAUCAAACGGUACGGAGAACAGACUGAAACCGCAUUCACCGCGAUUCGAAAUUUUCUUUGGCAUUUGCAUUGACGAAACGACGAUCGAUCGUUCGACGCCUAUUGAGUAGAAUAUUCGCAUCAGGAUCAUCCGGAACUCUGAUUUGAAGCUAAUACAAUCAUCACUGAAUAUUCGAACCUUUGGUGGCGUAGCCUGAUACGCGAUCGUUUCAUAAUGGGAAAUUAAUCUAGAGUCCGAGUACCGAACACUGUUCAGGGUGGAUAAAGAAAAAAUAAAUCCAAAAAUUGAUCACUGGUCAUUGAAGAGAGAGACAGACGUAGAAAACACGAUGGCAAAACAAUUACCAAUUCGAAUAUCCAAUCUAUAAUAGUCUAUAGACCUAUGGUAAUCAUAAUUGUGGCUAUAUUCAUGGAAUAAAACAGCAAGAAUAGAGAGGGCAAUAAUUGCUGUCGAAUGCCGUGUCGGGUGGAUGAAAUAAAAGAUAGUGAACUUUACAAAGGAUCAGAUAACAUAAAACAGAACCAUAUAACGUUGAGCAAUGCACCAAACGACAAUAAAAAGUCGCGACAACUUCGAUGCGUGUAUUCGUUGCAUCUGAUUAUGAUAUGAAAAUUUAUAAUUACACGAUACUGGUAGAAAGAGAAAAAAGUUGCUAUGUCUACAUGUUUUACAUUUCACAUUAUAUUCACAUUUUACAUGUUACAAUAAUUCACGUAUAUUAUAACACACGUGCAUCUAUAACGUUUGUGCGAGUCGAUUUAUUUGUACGAUCGAUUGAUCGCAUCGCGAACAUUGACGACGUCUCAUUUUGGCAUCUAGUAUUACGAACAUGCGAUUGUCAGUAGGUAGCCAAUGUUAUCUCCGACGAUGAGACAAACAACACCCGCUAUGCAAAUUAACAUUACUUGGUACCUACGGAUGAAAAAUCGACGCGAUAAACGCGUUCGUCGCGUAUGAAAAUAGUUGACAAUAUCGAGCAGGGUUCGACUCCCGUUUCCAGAAGAACGCAUACCUACAAUACGCUGAUCUAUUUUUCUUUACCCCCAAAGUCAUACGCUUUAGUAUACAUAGCUGUACACUAUAUAUCCAUUUAUACAAUUGUAUAAUUCAUUUUCACCGGACGAAUGAUGGCAGGAAUCAAAGGCCUUAUAUUAUAAUACACAGUUGGGCAUUGUUGUUAAGUGAACAGAUAAAGUGAUAUCGCUACAGAUAAUACUAUACAACGGUAUUCGUGAACAUAUUGUUAUCAUUAUCAUCGUCGUCUGCGUAAAAUGCUGGUGAAAUAUGGGCUAUCGACGUGGAUAGAGGGAUUCAUUCGUUGGGGGAUGCUGAUUUUGUCGAUGAUGACGAUAACGAUAGGUCGAAUACUAGACGAGCCUUAAUAUGUAUAUUCUAUUAUCGUAUCGCUGCCAGUAUGGGCAUUAUGAAAACUGCGCGGGUCUGUAACUUGUUAAUAACAUACAUAAACACAUUAAUAGAUGAAUACGUGAUUACGUAUAAUACAUAAAUAGCUUACUUACUUAUUAUACAUAUUAUUAUACAUCCCUCUGUACAUAUAUACACAUCGCAUACUUGAUAUAUGAAAGAAAAAAAACGAAAUAGUUAUUUUACAAAACCAACGUAAUUGAUUCGCUGAUGCUCUUUGACAUUUCUCGUCUCCGUACGUUUUAUCAUUUGAAUGUAACGAAGGGUAGGAAAAAGCUCGAUUUAAUAAAUAUAUGUACACGUGUAUAUAUAUACAUAUAUAUAUAUGAACUAUCAGAGCGACAAAAUAAAUAAAUAAAUAAAUAAAUGAAAACAAACAAGAAACAAGUAAUAACAGUAACGGUAAUAUAGAUGAAUCACCGAGUAAAGGAAGAUGCAAAAUGAAAUAAUUGAUAACGGAUCACCUCAUGCGAUUUCCUCGCGUAAUGUUCAUAAGUUAAGUGAUAAUAUUAGUGCUUAGCGUAGGUAUAAUAGGUUUGUCAGAAUCAACAAAUGACACGAGACGAUUAAUUUGGGGUUGAUUAUUAGCGUACGUCCGCCAUCAUUCGGAAUGUUAUAGUAUUACCUGUUUCAUAAUUAUACACAUACAUAGAAAUAUAUGAUAUACUAAAUGCCAAAAUGAAAAUCGACGAUUUAUAUACGAAUCAGAUUGUCCGAUGAAUGAACAUAUAACGCAUACACGUUGAAAAUGCAAAAAUCAUAGAAAAACAUAUUAUCCAUAUUACCUAAUAUAAUGAAACAAAAAAAGAAAAAAAUAAGUAUGCGUCAACUACCUCAGAAAUAUGAAGUAUGAAGAGAAAAACGUUGAUAUAAAAAGCAUUAAUAUUAAUAAUCGUCAUAUUGAUAAUGAAUCUUCCGCAGAAUAGUGCAGAAAAUAUUGAUGGGACGAUGGCGCGAAUAAAAGGCAACGAUUAAUCAUUGUCGACCAAUUUUCUCUUUUUUACUCUUCAAUUUUGUUAAACAGAUGACGGUGUUCGAAAAUAAUUAGAGACUUCAACGGACAAGCGAGGAUGAAAAAUAGUUGAAAUGAAAAAAAAACAAUCGUUCCGAAACACACGCAGUUCCGAAACCUUCGAAAACUCUCUGCGCCAAAUAUAUUGCAUAUAGGUUGGCAGAUUCAUUUGCAAACAUUGUUUCGUAUUUGCUUUCCACUUCCGACAUUUUCUACUACUCAUUGUCGGUUACUUCGUUCGUAUAACCGAGCUUAUAUCCCAGUUGAUUGCGGUCUCAAAACGAUGCGAAAUGCAAAAACACAGAUUUCGAGGGUACCGAAUCUGGUGAAAAUGCGAUAAUUGGGGAUGUUUCACCUAAGGGAAGGCCGACGAAUGAGCGAAAUCAAUCGGCGGACAAAAAAAAUAGUACGCGCAUGAUCACCGUUUACACCGAUGUGUUUAAUCAAUCGGACGAUAUUCACCCCGUGUAAUAAUCAACUUCACGCAACCGAAACAAUUAUUAUCGACCACCCUUCUCACGCAUACCUAAUCACACGUUACGCACAUACGUUGGCGUACGUAUACCUCCGAUAUAUUCGUUCGCUCGUUUUGCGUGAUUUAUUUUUUAAGCAAGUACCGAAAUUCUUUGAACGAAAGAAUUUGCCAAAAAUAAGUGGAUACACAUCGCGGCGAUCAGUGUUCCAUACGAAUUGUACAUGGGUAUUGACACUACAUAUUAUACAUAAUUAUAAAUACAUAUAUAUGUAUAUGUUUGUAAAAACGAUUAUUUAUCAGCGGAUUAUUCCACCGACGUCAAAUCGAAGAAAUAUAUAUCAGUAAUACAAUUAAUUACAAACGCCAUGGAGGAAGAAAUAAUAAAUAAUCCAAACGAUAAUCAAACAAACCAACAACACUAAUCCGGUGGUUGUUUUAUAUACCACGUUUAAACGAUGUAAGUUUUGUGCACCCGGAAUGGCGUACGGAUGACCAUUUCUGAUAAAAAAUACGAUAACCAUUGUCACGCAUUGUACAACAACGGUAUAAAAAAGAAAAAGAAAAUGAAAAAAAAAAAAAAAAAACAAUUACAAUAACACUGUAACGAAACUCUGAUAAUUCAACAAUAAAUAAUUACGAUCUAAUUCAACCGAGAACGACAUCAGCAACAACCUAAAAUAUAUAUAUAUAUAUAUAAAAUAUAAUAAAAAUGUAUAAUAACGUUUGAACACGGAAGAACGAAAGCACAGCGCUCAGUUCUCAUAAUCAUGAUGAUAUACAUAAAAUAUAACGACGGUUGCAUGCAGAUACAAUUUCGAUCGGCUCCGAUGCUGAUCGACACUCGAAUCAUUUAUGAUAUACGUGAUACAUAAUAUGAUGCGCUCUUAUUCGAUACGGUUAAGCGUCGCGUCAGAGACAACCUCGACGCGGCGUUUGCUUCGCACUCGAUAUUUGCCGGUGGUUGGUCAGAGGGUUAAAGUCGCGAGGGUCGUUGGCGUUAUGGAAAAUCGAGCCAACGAUACAUAAGAAUAAAAGGAGGCGCUCGAGAUGACGAGCUGCCUGAGGAUUUCGGGAGGGAGAACGCCGGUUUUAUCUAUAACAAUGAGACUUUCACCCGUAGACUCGCCACCUGCACUUACGAUGUUUUCUCCAUAUGUAAUUCAAUUAUUACUUUUUUUUUUUUUACUUUUUUCGUCUACUUUAGUUUACUUUAAUUGCUACUAUUCUACUAUAAUUUCUUCUACUAUAAUAAACUACUACUAUUUUUGCGUCUUCAAAUAAUUGAAUAAUAAUUUUGCUAUAUAAUUUGAUGAAUUCAGUGUAAUGCAUAUGUUUGAACUUGUUUCAUUUACGAAUUUCAUAUUGUGUUGGUAAUUUUACGAGAAUUAUGCAGUCGGAAGACUUAUAAUAAUAGAUAUAAAGAACAUUAUAUGCAAAAUUUUACGUACGAUAAUACGAUGAUGAUGUUGAUUAUGAUGAAAUUACUAAUGGUAUACUACAAAUACUACUACACUACUACUACUACUACUACUACUACUACUACUACUACUACUACUACUACUACUACUUCUACUACUACUACUACAUGUUAGAAAGAAAGAAAAAAAUAAGCUUUUAGGGAUGAGUUCAAAAUUUGUGCAUCGCAUACUGAUUUAAUUUUCACAAGGCGCGUAAAAAUUUUGAAAAUGAUAAUGAAAAAAAUACAUAAAAUAAAGAAAUAAUAGAUACGGUGUUUUUAGUGGGUAAUGUUUAAAGAUUACUAAGUAUAUGGAUAAUCAUUAAGUACACAAAGCAUAGAAAUAAAAUACAUAAUAGGCAUAAGGCUGGAAUUUGGCGCAGUUGUUCCUCCAGAAACGGAACAUUGAACUCUCACAAUUUCAAAUAUUUGGAGAAGAGAAAAAAAAAAAACAAUUUAAUCAGUGGAUAGAAUUAAUCCACAGCUCUAUAAUGUCACGUACGUUCGUCUUUUAACAUGCAUUAUCCUGUAUGCAGAUCAAGAAUACCGUUUCGGUCAUGCGACGUCAAAAUUUGAUUGAUAUAUGAAAACAGACGACUUGAUAAAUUCUUUUUUUCUUCCAAUCUAGAGGGGCGACUGCCCACCGCUAUAAGUUUGGGUAAAAUUUCGUUGACGUGAGGAAUUGACCUAUUUACCGUGAAUAAAACAGUUUUCGAAAAAAUAAAAAAAGUUAAGAGAAACUAGCCGAUUAAUUCAAAUAAACGGUUCGGUAAAAAGCUAGAUAAUAACGCGAAUCAGAUGAAAUUAUUUUGCCAAUAGUGAUAAACGAUAUCCAUUUGAAAUUUACACGAAUAUACAAUAACAUUGGAAGAUUAUAAACGUUAACCUGCCAAACACGAGGAUAAACUAGACGUUCAAUAGAUAUUUCUAUAUAUAUAUAAAUAUUAUAUCUUCGUACAUAUUAUACUAUAGUAUCUCUACAUCUACAACACAAUUACACAUAUGUAUACGCUACAUCGGCGUUAUUUAUAUAAUGUCGUGUAUUUUCAACUUAUUUUCUCUACAGAUUGACAUAUAUUUACACGAAGAAAUAAUAUCACCGUUUACACUGUUUACAUUUUUCACAUUUUUUUCAUGUUUUAACAAUAUGCAGAUGCAUCCGUAAAACAUAUAAGUAUAUAAUAUGAUUCGUAAAACAAAUCAUAAGUGCAAUAGUUACAAUAGACAUGGUAUUCAACAUUUUCCUUUAUUAUAAUUCACAUUUUUAUCCAAACAUGUCGGCGACCGAUAAUCUGUAUCCCUCCUCAAUUAAAAGCUGCUGGGUCUAACGAACCGGUGAAGAAAAUAUUUAUUCCUUCACGUCGUUCGUUUCAUUCCCUACAAAUUGAGUGUACAUAUAGAUAAUCGACGGUUGGUCGCGUGCCACACAACUACCUCAAAAGAUAAUGAAAUAGUAAAUUCCGAGUUGCAAACAGAAACCGAUACCUCAACCGCAUAGUGAAUUACUACUAACCAGAGAAAAUGGAGAGAAAUUAAAUCAUGAAAAAUACGAGAAACAAAUGGAAUUGAUAGUACAGAUUUUUUACCGCAAAAAAUAAUCAAUGAAAAAUUAAAAAAAAUAAAUAAAUAAAUAAAUAAAUAAAUAAAAAAGAAGAAAGAGAAAACAUUUGCAACUAUAUUGUUUACAUAUUAUAAGUACAUUGCCUACAUUACAUGUUAUACAAUUAACCAUUACCUACCUACAUAAUUUAAUAAUAAUGUUGUAAUUGCAAUACCCCGAAACCUGCCUACGUAACAUUGAAAUUUCACUAUUAUACAUUUACAUAUAGCCGCAUAUUAUUAUAAUAGCAUGAUAUAUACCGCAGAGAAUCUGGCGUAGGAUUUUCAAUUUUUUUUUCUCUAUUUUACCUCUACUCUUUAUCCGUAUUGUUCUUGUUUCAUCUACAAGAAAUGAAUUAUUCACAUGAGAAGAAUACAAUUAGAUAUUAUACACAAUCACGAUGUACAAUCGAAGGAAUCAAAAGAAGAAAAAAGAAUUUUAUAGUAAUUGUGCGAAUCACUCUUCCUCCAAAACGAUAAUAGUUACUAUAGUAAUCAAAAGAAUAACGAUGAUGAUUGUAUGUGCGGUGAUUUUGUUAAUGUUGAUGAUGAUAUUUGAACAAAAGUAUAACAAAUACAAUAACGAUACUAAUCUGGAUAGAAAAAAAAUGAAUAAAGUGACGAUGACGAGUUUUAAUCGACACAUUAAAUUGAAACCAAAUGACAACAGGUUCACACAGUAAUAUAAGCUAUCUACACAACAUGCUUUACAAUAUACAUGUACGUUUAAUGGAUAAUAGAAAAUAGUUACGAUAUUAUGAUCGAUCAAAUAGAUUAUUGUGUUCGCAAGCUCCGGCGAUCGCCAAUAAAUUUUUGAACCAGACGGAUCCGUUGUAUGAUGAUUAUUGUUAUUGUUACACGUGGCAUCGACUUCACCCUCGCGAUUUCUCGACGUACCUAAUGGUAUUCUGCCAAACUGCUCGAGCUAAUGAAUUUCCGCAAGCUUACAAGUUCGCAAUUUCUAUAAUAUUACAGUUGUUCGAGAUUUACGAUGGUACGAUCGUCAGAGCCGAAAACCUAUUAUAUAUUUUUUCGCCGUUUGGGAAAUUGUUGCGAUUGCGUUUCCCGCGGGAACUCGUCUUUUGCCCACGUGGCGGAGAAUUGUUAUUCCGGUAUGCCGAAAUCUGUUGGUAUUUUUUUUUAUUUUAUUUUAUUUUUUUUUUUUUUUUUACUUUUCCUUCAUCAUUUUUCCAUACUGCGUAUGACAUAGCGUUAGGUAUAAUGUAGUAAUGGCCGUUGAUCAUUAUCUUUCUUCAUUUUAUUGAGUAUCGAUAGUGGAAGAAAAUAGGAGAUAAAAGAACAUUAAAAUUAUCCAGUUUCCGACUAGCAUGAACACUCUGUUGCACCUUUUUCUUCUGAUCAUUUUCCAUUUAUGACACCUCUCGGCGCAGACGAUGCGAAAGGAGAUGAAAUAUUUCUCUUUCAAUUACGAAUUCAACGUCAAAAUCCUGAAUAAUUCUUCAUCAAUUUCAGCCGAGAAUAGUCAUGAAUUCUGUAUCAGUAACUACUAUACCGUGCGUGCAGCGGUAUAAUGAAUAAUAAUAAGAAGAAUAAUGAUAAUGAUAAUGAUAAAAUAAUGUUAUGGAUUAAUAUUUGAUAGCAAUUCCUCACAAAUAAUGUUUUUCAAACGAUGUGGCGCCAGAUUAUUUGCAAAUUACUGCGUAUAACUUUUUAAAUCUAUGAAUGUAACAGCGUUAAAAUAUUAAGCAACAAAAAAAAAUCGAAAAAAAAAAAAAUACAAAAAACCCAAAAAAAUGUAUACAAAAAAAAAAAAAGAAAAAAUUCACUGUAGGUUUUGGAGAUCCGAUACGGAUUUAUGUGUUUAGAUGCUAAAGAAUAAUGAUUAAUAAAUAAAAUAUAGGAACAAAAAAAAAAAUUCAAAAAAAAUAUAAAAUAUACAAAAAUUGAAACCAGAAUACAAAAAAGGAGUAUCCGUGAACGAAAACUCGUAAAUUAUUUGUCUUGUCAGUUAUAAUAAUUGAACGAAUAUUGUCCGCAAUUAGCUUAUUUGUGUAUUUUGGCACCGCUUGCUAUAUCUUUAUAAUACGAAUUAUGGUUACAUGGUCACCAAAUUAAAUAAUGUCCGAUUCCACAACAAUUAUACAUAUAUAUUUGAAAGACAUAUAUAUGUAUGAAUAUAUACAUGCGAUUUACAGAAUCAACAAACCCAUUGUCCGUAAAUAUGUAUGUACGUACAUGUGUAUGUGUAUGUAUAUAUUUUAUGAAAUAUAUAUGUAUAUACAUACACAUAGUAUAUAGAUCAAUCCGAACGAACCGAUAACAAGAAUAAAAUAGAAGAAAAAAAAGAAAUGGAAAUGUAACAGUGGUAUGUAAAUCGACCCGAUAUAAAUAUCAAUGUAAUAAACUCGAAGCCAGUUUUUCACAAAUAGCAGCAUACCAUAUAUAUAAAUAUAUAUAUAAUAUUACGUAUAUAACAGAAAAUGGGAAAAAAACGCUCUCGGGCGGAAAAAAUAUUCAUGAAAUCAAUUUGUGUAAGGAAUUCAUGUGUAAAAUUCAAUUGAGGAUUGUAUGUAAUUGUAUAUAUAUGAGUACAAUGCAGUCCAUGAGUUAAGAUACAUUCUCCUUUUUCUACCAUGAAAAAAAAAUAAAUUAUUCUAGUUAAUAAAAA
Athalia rosae (coleseed sawfly) is the source of this 18421-nucleotide messenger RNA. It is a transcript of the gene Imp, whose product is annotated as insulin-like growth factor 2 mRNA-binding protein 1. Gene Ontology annotation, molecular function: mRNA 3'-UTR binding. Gene Ontology annotation, cellular component: cytoplasm; nucleus; cytosol. The record is from RefSeq and is a predicted model, not a curated record. The coding region runs from base 2662 to 4467 and encodes 601 amino acids. Gene Ontology annotation, biological process: regulation of gene expression; nervous system development. The transcript is spliced from 7 exons. NCBI's taxonomy places the organism in Eukaryota, Metazoa, Arthropoda, Insecta, Hymenoptera, Athaliidae.